GCUCAGCUUAAAAACUUUUCAACUUUUUCGGUGACAGGAGAGUCGCCGACGUCAGCGUGGUAACCUGGCAUUUCCGCGCAGUGUUAUACUUAGCAGGAGCUGCGGACAAGCGUCUCAAAUCCAGCGGAAUUAAAUUAAAUUAAAAGUAAAAUCGGCGAGGUUUGAGGCAGCGGGGCGGGAUACCAAGUUCGCCUUCACGGACGGGGAUUUGAGAGUGAAAGACCACAGGAGGUUCUUCAUCCUUGCACCUUGAGACAACCAUAGCCUUAACAGAAUGGCCAACUGCCUUCUCGUCCUGUUCCUUCUCCAGAGCCUCUGCCCCUUGACCACUGCAGGCCUGUUCUCCCGGAGCCCGUGUGAGCUGCUGCCCGUAGGGGACGGCCACCCGGUGCAGGCUGUGCUGCAAAGCUUCACCGUGCUCUCUGGCUGCGCCAGCAAGGGCACCAUCAGCCUCCCGCAGGAGGUGCACAUCAUCAACCUGAGGAGGAAUGGCCCCAACAGCGGCGCGGAGAAGACCACGGAGGUGACCCUCCAUCUGAAGCCCAUACACUCCUUGAAGGUCCACCAGAGGCCCCUGGCCUUUGUGCUGAACUCGCCGCAGCCGGUCCUCUGGAAGCUGGAGAUGGAGAAGCUGGUGCCGAGCGUCAGGCGCGUUUUCCACGUGUCCAGGGGCUCCGAUAUGCAGCUGAAGAUGGGACAUUUGAGGGACUCCUGCGAGGUUGAGAAGGAGGAGCUCCCUCAUGCCAACGAGCGCCUGCUGGCCUGGGCCUAUGAGAAGUUCAAGGCUGUUACCUCGUUCUCCGAGCUCCGCAUCACCAGGAACGUGUACAUCAAUGUGGGAGAAGACCUCACCUUCUCCAGCACUUGCAAGAUCGACAACAACUUCCUGUCCCUGAACUACCUGGCAGGCUACGAGGACCCGCAGCCGUCUCGGGGUUGCGUCCUGUCAGGUUGGAACCACAACCGUGAGGUUCACAUCAUCGAGCUGCAGGCCCCCAACUCCAGCAGUGCGUUCCAGGUGGACGUCAUCGUGGAAGUCAGGCCCCUGGCGCCGCAUCGUCCCCUGCAGCGAGACCUCGUCCUCCUGCUCAAGUGCGAGAAGUCAGUCAACUGGGUCAUCAAGAGCCAUGGUAUCACCGGCACCCUGGACAUCGUGACGUCGGACAGCGUCAAUCUGGACUCAACCGUGGACAGGAGCACAGCGAAGAUCCAUAGGCACCACCUGCCUUCGGAUCCUCAGGCACUGAUCCGGUGGGCUGAAGACAACCGCUACAGCCCGGUGACCUCCUUCACCAGCACGCCUGUGGCCAACCACUUCAACCUGCAUCUGAGGGAGCUAGAUGUUCCAGAUGAUAUCCCUGAGACGGGGCUCCCACCGGAUCUCGCUGUCCUGUUUCAGCCUGACUCCCUGCCCAGUUCAGAGGGCUUGCCCCCCCAGCGGGGCCGCCCCUUCUCCCUAUUCCCGCCCGUGGAUGGACCCUUGCCAGAAGACGUGCCCCUGAGCCCUGUCAUCGACAUUGAGCUGAGCGUGCAGUGUGAGGAGCAGAAGAUGGUGGUGAGCCUGGCCCAGGAGAAGCUGGAGGCACACAGGCUUAAGGAGCCAGAGGUCACCCUUUUGGACUCGUCGUGCAAAGCCAGACACAACGGCACUCACUACGUCCUGGAGACCCCGCUGACGGGAUGCCAGACCACCAAAUUCUCCAGCCUUCCAGCCGUCUUCAUCAACCAGGUCAUGAUCCACCAAUCGGAAGGCCAGGAAGAGAGCGGCUGGCAUGACGACUAUGAGGACAUGGAGUCGGGUGAUGGCGGCUUCCCCUCAGACGUGGAAGGGCAGGGCAGGCCUUCCCUGCAGCACAGGGAGCCCAUGCUCUAUUCCGUCAUGUUUAACUGCACCUACGGGAAGCUGCCAGACGCCCCACAGUCCAGGGUCCCCAGGCCUGGUCCCAGAAAAGGUUUGGACAGCAAGGACAUGACCUUCAGCAUGAAGCUCUAUGACUCGGACCUCUUUGAACUCCAUAUGCCCGAAGUCCCACUCAGAACUGCAGACAACAAGCCCAUAUAUGUGGAGGUCAGUACAAAUGAAGCGGAUACUGAUAUGGAUUUCAUGAUCCAAGCAUGCCACAUCUCGCCCUACAACAACGCCAAUGAGAUGCUCGACUAUGCGAUCAUCGAGAACGUCUGCCCGACGGAGGACUCGCUGGUAUUCCACACGCAGGCAGCCGACUUCCUCCCCGUGCAGGAGUGGACCAGUACAAAGAAGUUCAGCUUUACCUUCAGGUCAAAGUUCAAUGAGACCAUUCAGUUCCUGCACUGCCAGAUAACUCCAUGCUACGAGGGGCCUACUGACAGCCAAGGACUGCCCAAGUGUAUGACCCCCAACGAGGCGUGCACCUCUGCCGACUUCAGCUUCAUCAUGUCCAUGAUGAUGAACGCCAAGACCAUCACCCGAGCGCUGGCAGUGACAUCCAACUCAAGGCCCAGAGAGGAACCUCCCUCUGUGGUAGAUCCUAGUGAGCCCUCGCAGCCUAUCUCUCCAGCGCACGUGCUGAACACCGCCACCGUGGUCGGGAUCGCCUUCACAGCUUUUGUCAUCGGCGCUCUGCUGACGGGAAUCUUGUGGUUCAUAUAUUCGCACACAGGUGAGACGGCCGGCCGGCAGCAGGUGCCCCAGUCCCAGCCAGCCUCGGAGAGCAGCAGCGCCGCCCACAGCAUCGGCAGCACGCAGAGCACGCCCUGCUCCAGCAGCAGCACUGCCUAGCCCUCAUGCGCCCACCAGCGGUGCGGCCGGGGGGGGCAUUUCUCGACAUGCGCAUUCCUGGGAUGAAAGGGAUUACUUUGGAUUGUUCUUUAAAAGAGAGAACAGCCCCCCCCCCAUUCAAUGUGUUUUUAUGGUUCUGCAACCAAAGAACGACGAUCACCUGACACACUGUGGUUCGGAGCCUGAAAUGCUGCCCCGCCAUCCGAUAAAAGCUGUGAGGGAACCGAUGCAGAUGGUUCUGUAUAUGCAGGAUCUAAGGAGAAAGCAGCAGAACGCCAGUCAGAUUUUAAAUCGCUUCUUGGGGGGGGCGGGGCCAUAAAAAGCUGUCCAUCUAAAUCUAUAUAGAUGAAUGUCUGAUAAAGAAUAGGGAUAUCUGUAAUUAUGUUAAUAAUAUAGAUUCUAUUGCUGUCAAUAUUGUAAAUAAGUCAAAUUUUAACCUUUAAAAAUGGCCAAACAUUAUUUUCAACAAAUAAUUAUUUAAGUUUGUUAAACAUACUACAACAGGACUAGGCAACCCUGAUCCUGGGGGGCUGCUACCCACCCAGUUUUCCGACCUUCCGGAGGAGUUCCCACCUGCCUGAGAUCAGCUGUGGUUCAUCAGAGACCAGGUGGGAUGGAAAACCUGCUGGAUACUGGCAGUCCGGGACCACGGUCGCCUGCCCCUCUGCUCCAGUGUCUUACAUCAUACUGUCUCCCGAUUGGGCAUUAAACAAAAAAAAUAUAUAUAGUAAUUGCUUCAGAUAUAAUGUGACUUUUCUGGGUCUUAUGCCACUAUCUCCUACGACAUGCUCGCGUGUCCAUGUGUCUGAUCUAGGGCUUGUCCGUUAAGCUGAACGUCUGUGCCUGUAUUCCCACCUGGACAGGUCAUGUGACCUUUUCACUCCUCACCGACAUUAGAUAAUGUAUCUUGGAAUUCAGGCGCUCUGCCCACGUUGCGAUACAGGGAUCGUAGAGGCGCUCGUUUGCUGUGACGCCACCGGGAAAAUCCAUUUAGGGCGUUUGUCCCUUUGAACAUUCGCAUCUUUGUAGCCUUUGCAGACAGAGGGGGCCAUCGCGUUGCUCCCAGAAUCCCGAGCGAGCCGUUCAGCAAGCGACGGUUACUGUCUCUGAUUCUCAUGAUGUAUGUGUGUGUGUGUGAGUAAGUAAGUGAGCUCUGAGUAUUUACCACGGAUGAUAUGUAUUCUUAGUUUACUAUACAUGCAUGUAAACGUCGUCAUCAUAAGCAUGCUGAACCCACUGCCACUCAUUUAAUCGUUUUUUGGACCUUAAAGUGAUGGGAAAUUUUGGAAGUUUGAUAUAUUUGUACUAAUCAUACAAUGUAUAUAUGUGAAACAAAGAUAUAUUUAGACUAACUGUUUGCAUAAACCGUUAGAAUUAGCUGUACAACAGUGUUACCACCUGCAGACCUUAUAGAUUGUAUAUUAACGCAAAAGCUUUUUAAGUCCAGUGUUUAAAACCUGUAUAGGGGUCUUCAGAGAAGACCAGAGAGUAUUUUAGUAACAUGUAUAUUUUUAUUGUUUUGUGGGUCGUUUGUAUAGAGGUAUAUAAAGUAUAUGUUUUAAGGUAUGUACCUGAGAGCCAGCAUAUCCCAUUCUGUUCGUACUGUGAAUCUUUGCCCGCUGUUGUAUUCUUCUACUGCUACGUUGUAUUGUGUCGCUCCCCCUUCCCCAUGUCUGGGUUCCGUGCCGCAUCUGGAAAGGCUUUUAAACAGAAAGGUGAUUGGAGCCGUGCUGACCGAAGCGUGGUCAGUCCGACCCGCUGUCAGGCAGCCGCAGAAAACACGUCCUUCAGACAGGUGUGUGCCGCCCAGCUCAAUGUUUGUGUAGCUUAUUUGCACCUGAUAUUUGUUGUUUGUUUUUUUUUGGGAGGGGAUGGGGGUAUCGUGUUCUUUGUCAUAGCUAUUGGAUGCUACAAUCAGUCAUUUAGACGUCUUGUAAUCGAUAAAAGCACUAUUAUUUAGCAGUUCACUACCCAUGUUGAAUGAAUGAAUGUUACAUUUAUAUAGCGCUUUAACACGCCCAGUGCGCUUUACAGAACCAAUGCGGGGCCACUGCAAACAAGUCCCCUGUGUAGCCCCCACCUGGGUAAUGCGCCGGCAGCCAAUCUGCGCCAGUACACUCACCACACUAGCUAAGGUGGUGAAGCGGCAGGUGAGAAUUCACCAGCUAGAUGAUUAGGGGGCCAGACGCAAAAGGGCCACAGUGGGCUAUUUUUGUUACCUUCAGAGUUUUGUUCGCAGCUAUUUUAAAAGUGAGGCUGUGAAAGGAUUGGAGUGGCUGUGAAAAGCCAGCUGUGGUGUUUUUUGAGGAACAUACGUCGAAGCUUCUCAUUUUCUGAAAGCCAGUCGCAGAGCCAGCAUCUACUUGCGGCCACGCCACGUUCCUUGUUGACCGGUGGCUCCUUAAUGUCGGAGAUCUCCUGGGUUUAAGCUGAAGGGAUGCAGGCCCUCCGCAGGCUCAAAGGAGAUGGACGAAACAGCCAGAGGCCUGACAGGGGCUACAGCGAGCUCCUCUCUCCAGAUGUGAGAUUCUCGUCAAGUUCCAAUAACCCCCUCAGAGGAGGAAGCCUGUGGUCUGUUGUGAUGGUAUUGAUCAGUCCUAGUGACAGUGAUAUCAUGGGAAGUGUGUGUGUGUGGGGGGGGGUGUUGUGAAAUCUCUUGUCUAAAUUGCCACAUGCGAAAGGCCCUGAGCUGGAGUGGGGGGUGAUGAGGUAUUACCAUGGCUGGCAGCUGCCUUUAUGGGGGGGGGCAUCCCAGCAGAUUACCCCCAGGCCCUUUCGCUUGGAGCAGACUCAGGAUUGUAUAUUUGGUUUCUGAGUCUUUUUAACUGUCUACCUCAUUUUUAUUUCAUUUCUUUUGAGAGGGUUUGUUUUGUGAGACUCUAAUUGUGGCAACAAGCAGGUGUACCGAGUAUUUUUUUAAGGGAGUUCGAAUCCUGAGAGAUUAUGAAUCCAAGGUCUUGUGUUUAUAUUGGCAAAUGGGUCUAUUUCAUUGUGGGGGGGUGGGGGGGGUGGAAUGUAAACCACAAUAUGUAUAACACUUUGAGUGCCAACCAAAGCAAAAGUCCGAGGCCAGUUUGGACGUCCCUAAAGCUUUGCAUUUGCUUUCAGUGCAGUUUGCGUUGUACAAUCUUCGCUGUAAAUAUGCACAUCUUUUAUAUGCAAAAUAAAGCCGCAUUACCUUCCACGAAA
Molecule: messenger RNA, 5947 nt
Organism: Brienomyrus brachyistius
Lineage: Eukaryota; Metazoa; Chordata; Actinopteri; Osteoglossiformes; Mormyridae
Gene: tgfbr3
Product: transforming growth factor, beta receptor III
Exons: 17
Coding region: 275-2758 (827 amino acids)
Source: RefSeq, a predicted model, not a curated record